UGUGAACCUUUACAGCUAACCCAACUCAAUUAAUGCUCAAUUUUUCAGUAAUUUCUGUAAACGCAUCUCAAUCAUAUCAACUCAUUCUUUGAUUUUGAUUUGUUACUAUGAGCUCAUGAUUGGAUAGUUCUUCAUAUUUCUCAUCAAUUCCUUGAAUUAUUUCGUCGGCUAUGGCUGUAGAUGAGGAUAUGGCCCCUAAGAAGAAGAAAGAGCCCACUGAAAACGAGAAGAGGAGAAUGAAAAUUGUGCCUGGGAGUUUGAUGAAAGCUGAGAUGAGACCAGGUGGGGGUGAUGCUAGACCAUCAGAUGGUGACCAGGUCAUAUACCAUUGCACUGUUAGAACUUUGGAUGGAGUUGUUGUAGAGUCUACUAGGUUGGAAUAUGGAGGCAAGGGCACUCCAAUAAGACAAGUUUUAGGCAAAAGUAAGAUGCUACUAGGAUUGCUGGAAGGACUUCCCACAAUGCUGAAGGGUGAAGUGGCAAUGUUCAAGAUGAAACCUGAAAUGCACUAUCGUGAGGUUGAUUGUCCAGUUUCACCCCCAAGUAGCUUUCCACAGGAAGAUGAACUUCAUUUUGAGAUUGAGAUGAUAGAAUUUUCCAAAAUCAAGGUUGUCAGUGAUGAUUUGGGAGUUAUAAAGAAGGUAGUAAAUGAAGGGCUGGGCUGGGAAUCGCCAAGGGAACCUUAUGAAGUAAAAGCUAGGAUUUCUGCAAAGAAGGGUGAUGGGAAAGUAAUUCUAUCAAACACACAAGGAGAACCAUAUUGCUUUACUUUUGGGAAAUCUGAGGUACCUAAAGGCCUUGAGAUGGGGAUGGGAACAAUGACACGAGAAGAGAAAGCAGUUAUAUAUGUUACCAAUCAGUACUUGACUGAGUCUCCUCUCAUGUCUCUGGUAGAAGGUUUUGAUGAAGUUCAUUUUGAAGUGGAGCUUGUCCGUUUUACUCAGGUGCGGGACAUGCUAGGAGAUGGGCGCCUGAUGAAGCGUCGGCUUCGUGAUGGAAGAGGUGAGUUUCCCAUGGAUUGCCCUCUUCAUGACAGUCUACUACGGGUCCAUUACAAGGGUAUGCUUCUUAAUGAGGAAAAGAAGAUCUUCUAUGAUACAAGAGUUGAUAAUGAUGGUCAGCCGUUGGAGUUCAGAUCUGGGGAAGGGCUCGUCCCUGAAGGAUUUGAAAUGUGUGUUCGUUUAAUGCUUCCAGGAGAGAUAGCUCUUGUUACUUGUCCUCCUGAUUAUGCAUAUGACAAGUUCCAGAGGCCAGCUAAUAUUCCUGAAGGUGCCCAUAUUCAAUGGGAAAUUGAGCUGCUUGGUUUUGAGAUGCCUAAGGAUUGGACCGGUAUGGAUUUUCCAAGUAUAAUGGGUGAAGCAGAGAAGAUUAGAAACACAGGAAACAGGCUCUUCAAAGAAGGAAAGUUUGAACUUGCAAAGGCAAAAUAUGAGAAGGUACUUAGGGAAUUUAAUCAUGUAAAUCCACAAGAUGAUGAGGAAGGGAAGGUUUUCGUAGAUACUAGAAACUUGUUAAAUUUAAACUUGGCUGCAUGCUACCUCAAAAUGGGAGAAUGCAAAAAGUCCAUUGAGUAUUGCAAUAAGGUUUUGGAUGCAAAUCCUGCUCAUGUAAAGGCUCUAUACCGCCGUGGAAUGGCUUACAUGACAGAUGGCAGUUUUGAGGAAGCAAGAGAUGAUUUUGAAAAGAUGAUGAAAGUUGACAAGUCAUCUGAACCUGAUGCAAUGGCAGCACUUCAAAAACUGAAGCAGAAGAAACAGGAAGUUGAGAGGAAAGCACGUAAACAAUUCAAAGGACUAUUUGACAAGAAGCCAGGGGAAAUUGCAGAGGUUGGAACUCAUACAGAAGAAAGUAGUACAAGUGAAAAUCAGAGGAAAGAUGAUCAGGUGGAUUCAGAUGGGAUUGAGGAAGAGGCCUUGCUUCAAGGUGCAGGCGCAGUCAAUGCACCUAGAGUGGGCUGGUUCUCCCACUUGUGGCCCACUGGUAGAAGACUGUUUUCUGCUCUGGGUUUUCAAAGAUGUACGAUAUUGUGACAGGGAAUUAUCAGCUUUAGUAUCCAACUUCAUGACACUUGGGGAUUCAGUAAUAUUUCCAAUUUAAAAAAAAAUUAAAAAAUAAUAUAUUAAUAAAUUUA
Molecule: messenger RNA, 2131 nt
Organism: Hevea brasiliensis (rubber tree)
Lineage: Eukaryota; Viridiplantae; Streptophyta; Magnoliopsida; Malpighiales; Euphorbiaceae
Product: peptidyl-prolyl cis-trans isomerase PASTICCINO1
Exons: 21
Coding region: 171-2030 (619 amino acids)
Molecular function (GO): peptidyl-prolyl cis-trans isomerase activity; protein binding
Source: RefSeq, a predicted model, not a curated record